Messenger RNA from Lactuca virosa, 982 nucleotides. The record is from the annotation of a GenBank genome assembly. NCBI's taxonomy places the organism in Eukaryota, Viridiplantae, Streptophyta, Magnoliopsida, Asterales, Asteraceae.
AUGAUGUUUAAUCUUCUCAAUGUUUAUGCACUUUUUUCUCUAUCAUUAAUGGUAGGAAGUCAUGCAGUGACUCCUGAAGUUUACUGGAAGUCUGUGUUGCCAAACAGUCCUAUGCCCAAAGCAAUCAAGGAUCUUUUAUACACUGCAGAAGAGAAGAACACCGAGGCCAGAGUUGGGAAACGCUAUGUAGGGGUGACACAUAAAACAGUAAUAUUAAUAUACUCUGUCCCCAUGGAUGAGCUCAAGGUUGAUCCAAACGAAGCGUCGUUUUUCUUGGAGAACGACUUGCAUGAAGGUACAGAAAUGAAGUUACAUUUCGUGAAAGACGACCAAAAAGCAGCCUUUUUACCUCGACAUGUAGCUGAUUCGAUACCCUUUUCAUCAAACAAACUUCCCCAAAUCUACAACAAGUUUUCGAUAAAGUCCAACUCAGUGGAAGCCAAAAGCAUGAAACAAACACUAAGCGUCUGCGAGAGCAAAGGCAUUGAAGGCGAGGAAAAAUAUUGUGCAACCUCGUUAGAGUCCAUGGUGGACUUCAGCACUAACAAGUUAGGUAAAAAAGUGAAAGCGAUCUCGACAGAGGUAAAUGCUAAAGGAAGUACCCCGUUACAAAAGUACACAAUCGAGGGCUCCAAGAAACUCGCAUCAGAUAAAGCUGUGGCUUGCCAUAAGCAAAACUACAUGUACGCUGUAUUUUAUUGCCACAAAACCGUUAGUGUUAAAGCGUAUGCUGUUUCUUUGGUGGGCGCUGAUGGUACUAAAGUGAAAGGGGUGGCGGUUUGCCAUACAGACACUGCGAAAUGGAACCCAAAACAUUUAGCGUUUCAGGUGCUGAAAGUGAAACCAGGAAGUGUUCCAGUUUGCCACUUUUUGCCUGAAGAUAACGUUGUUUGGGUUCCGUACUAAGAGACACAGCAGCAAAGUACGUUAAACUAAUACUAUGUAUUGUGUUUGUGUGCCUUUCCUGGACAAUCUAUAGGGU